Bathycoccus prasinos is the source of this 1560-nucleotide messenger RNA. RefSeq lists its product with no specific name. Gene Ontology annotation, biological process: fatty acid biosynthetic process. The record is from RefSeq and is a predicted model, not a curated record. Gene Ontology annotation, molecular function: 3-oxoacyl-[acyl-carrier-protein] synthase activity. NCBI's taxonomy places the organism in Eukaryota, Viridiplantae, Chlorophyta, Mamiellophyceae, Mamiellales, Bathycoccaceae. The transcript has a single exon. Bases 1 to 1560 code for a protein of 519 amino acids.
AUGUUAUCUUGCGCGUCCUCCUCCUUCGCGUCGUCGUCUUCUCGAUUUUCCGCCGUCGCGUCGACAUCGUCGCCGUCGUCAUCCUCCUCCUCUUCCAUCCGACGAGAGAACCAACAGAACCAUCGGGGAAACCACUUUUCCCCGAAGGCGAAGAGAUACUCGAGGACAACAAGACACCGAAGGGAGCGCGCGACUCCGCACAGAAUUUCCGCCGCGGCAUCGACAGAUGGCGUCGACCUCACCCGUUCCGGUAAAAAACGCGUCGUGAUAACGGGAAUCGGCGCGGUGACCGCGCUCGGCCACGACGUGGAUGAAUUCUAUUCGAGAUUGCUCGACGGCGAGAGCGCGAUAAAACCAAUCACAAAGUUCGACUGUUCGAACAUCACGACCACGUUCGCGGGGGAAAUUCGCAACUUCGACGGGUGCGACGGACUCGUCCCACCGAGGAUGGUGAAACGAGCGGACCCGUACAUUUCGUUCAUGAUUGCAGCGGCGAAGAAAGCGUUGAUUCACGCAGGGUUGGAUAUGCGAGACGGCGAAAAUGCGGAAAAGUUUAACGAGUUGGAUAAGCAGCGGUGCGGCGUGGUGAUCGGCUCGGCGAUGGGCGGGAUGCACAGUUUUCAGCAAGCGAAUUACGAGUUGUGGACACCAGGGAGAGGGUCGAAGAAAAUGAAUCCGUUUUGUAUUCCGUUUGCGAUUACGAAUAUGGGCGGCGCGUUAGUGGCGAUGGAUUUGAAAUUUAUGGGACCAAACUAUUCCAUCGCGGCGGCGUGCGCGACGGGGAAUUUUUGCAUGAUGAAUGCGAUGGAUCACAUAAGGAACGGGGAGUGCGAUUUGUGCUUAGCCGGAGCGUCGGAUGCGGCGGUUUUGAGCAGCGGGAUUGCCGGGUUCGCGGCGAGUAAAGCGUUGUCGACGAGAAACGACGAUCCGGAAGGCGCGAGUCGACCGUGGGAUAAGAAUAGAGACGGGUUCGUCAUGGGGGAAGGGUGCGGAGUUUUGUGUUUGGAGUCGUUAGAGAGCGCGUUGGCGAGAGAUGCCCCGAUACUGGCAGAGAUUUUGGGAGGUGCGGCGACGUGCGAUGCGCACCACAUGACCGAACCGUUACCAAACGGGGCCGGGGUGAGGUUGGCCAUUGGUAGGGCGUUGAAAAACGCCGGCGUGUUGGCGGAGGAUGUGAAUUAUAUCAACGCGCACGCGACGAGUACUCCAGCGGGAGAUUUAGCCGAGCUGAGGACGAUUACGGAUAUAUUUGGCGAGAAUAGUGAGUUGAAGAUUAACUCGACCAAGAGCCUGAUUGGACAUUUGUUGGGCGCGGCGAGCGCGGUCGAGGCGGUGGCGGUGAUCAAAGCCAUCGGCACUGGCGAGUUGCAUCCGAAUAAGAAUUUGGAGGACCCUGACGAAGGUGUGCGAACGGAUUUGUUGGUGGGAACGACGAAGGAGAAGUUAAAGGUGAAGGUUGCGUUGAGUAACUCGUUUGGAUUUGGCGGCCAUAAUUCGGCAGUUUUGUUUGCGGCGUACGAUGCGAAAGCCGAUACCUUCUGUCGAGCGGCUUCGGCGUAG